Molecule: messenger RNA, 1236 nt
Organism: Trichoderma aggressivum f. europaeum
Lineage: Eukaryota; Fungi; Ascomycota; Sordariomycetes; Hypocreales; Hypocreaceae
Product: CAZyme family GT15
Exons: 4
Coding region: 1-1236 (411 amino acids)
Biological process (GO): cell wall mannoprotein biosynthetic process; protein N-linked glycosylation; protein O-linked glycosylation
Cellular component (GO): membrane; Golgi apparatus
Molecular function (GO): alpha-1,2-mannosyltransferase activity
Source: RefSeq, a predicted model, not a curated record
AUGGCGUCUGCAAAUGCGCGCUAUGUGCGCUACCUGCUUAUCGCCUUCUUUACGCUGCUAGUCUUCUACUUCGUCUCCAAUUCAAAGUACGAGGGCGUCGACAUUAGGAAGGGCGCCUUCACAUCGCCCAACCAGCAACCCCAAGACCCCUCCAAGCCCGCGCCUCCAAAGGCUCCCUCCGGCAAUGCCAAAGACUUCCCUCUCGCCCUGACCCCGAACGACCCCGGAUUCAACGACCUGGUGGGCAUUGCCCCCGGCCCCCGAGUCAACGCCACCUUUGUCACCCUCGCCCGGAACAGCGACGUCUGGGAUAUUGCUCGCUCGAUCCGCCAGGUCGAGGACCGCUUCAACCGACGAUACAACUACGACUGGGUCUUCCUCAACGACAAGCCCUUUGACAGCACCUUUAAGAAGGUGACGACGUCUCUGGUGUCCGGCAAGACGUUCUAUGGCGAGAUUGCUCCCGAGCACUGGUCCUUCCCCGAGUGGAUUGACCAGGACAAGGCCAAAAAGGUGCGGGAGGACAUGGCUGAGCGCAAGAUCAUCUACGGCGACUCCGUCAGCUACCGCCACAUGUGCCGCUUCGAAUCGGGCUUCUUCUUCCGCCAGCCCCUCAUGAUGAACUACGAAUACUACUGGCGCGUGGAGCCCUCCAUCGAGCUCUACUGCGACAUCCACUACGACCCCUUCCGCCUCAUGGUGGAGAAUGGAAAGAAGUACAGCUUUGUGCUAAGCUUGUACGAGUACCCGGCCACCAUUGCCACCCUGUGGGAGAGCACCAAGAAGUUUAUCAAGAAUCACCCCGAGCACAUUGCCGAAGACAACUCAAUGAAGUUUUUGAGUGACGACGGUGGUGAAACCUACAACAACUGCCACUUCUGGUCCAACUUUGAGAUUGGCAGCUUGGAGUGGCUGCGGAGCAAGCAGUACAUUGACUUUUUUGAGUCCCUGGACAAGGACGGCGGCUUCUUCUACGAGCGAUGGGGAGAUGCCCCCGUCCACUCCAUUGCCGCCGGCCUGAUGCUCAACAAGAGCGAGAUUCAGUUCUUCAACGACAUUGCCUACUGGCACGUCCCCUUUACCCACUGCCCCACUGGCGAGAAGACAAGAACCGACCUUCGCUGCCAUUGCGAUCCUAAGGAGAAUUUCGAUUGGAAGGGCUAUUCUUGUACGUCUCGGUUCUUUGACAUGAACGGCAUGGACAAGCCCGAGGGCUGGGAAAACCAGCGGGAUUAG